This is a messenger RNA of Chroicocephalus ridibundus (black-headed gull), 2668 nucleotides long. RefSeq names its product zinc finger protein 239-like. Bases 48 to 1121 code for a protein of 357 amino acids. Gene Ontology annotation, biological process: regulation of transcription by RNA polymerase II. The transcript has a single exon. The record is from RefSeq and is a predicted model, not a curated record. Gene Ontology annotation, molecular function: RNA polymerase II cis-regulatory region sequence-specific DNA binding; DNA-binding transcription repressor activity, RNA polymerase II-specific. Lineage: Eukaryota; Metazoa; Chordata; Aves; Charadriiformes; Laridae. Gene Ontology annotation, cellular component: nucleoplasm.
AGGGGCUGCGGCCGCAGCUUCCGGGGUGCGGCGGGCGGGCCGCCGCCAUGGUGCCGGCGGGGGCGGCGGGUCGGCGGGCGGAGGGCGGGCGGAGCUUGGCGCUUGCCGCCCAGGCGCAGCGGCCCCACGGGUGCGAGCAGUGCGGGAAGGCCUUCGCGCAGGCUAGCGCCCUGGCCAAGCACCGGCGGGUCCACACCGGGGAGAAGCCCUACCGCUGCCCUGUCUGCACCAAGGCCUUCGCCCUCUCCUCGGGGCUGGUCCUCCACAAGCGCACCCACACCGGCGAGCGGCCCCAUGCCUGCCCGCUCUGCGGCAAGGCCUUUAUCUCCUCGUCGCACCUCGCCCUCCACCUCCGCUCCCACACGGGUGAGCGGAAGUACCAGUGUCCCGUCUGUGGGAAGCUCUUCCUCCAGUCCUCCCACCUGGUGCGCCAUAAGGCCAUCCACACUGGCGAGAGGCCCUUCAAGUGCGAGGACUGUGGCAAGCUCUUCGGGCGCGCCUCGCACCUCGCGACCCACCGCCGCGUGCACACAGGUGAGAGGCCUUUUAAGUGCUUGCAGUGCGAGAAGGCCUUUACGCAGAAGGCUGGGCUGGUUCUCCACGUCCGCCUGCACACCGGGGAACGGCCCUACAAGUGCGACAAGUGCGGGAAGAGGUUCCGCUCCUCUGCCCACCUCGUGUCACACCAGGUUCUCGAGUCAGGCGAGAGGAACUUCAAGUGCUCCAUCUGUGGCAAGGCCUUCAAGCAGGCGUCGUCCCUCAAGCAGCAUCUGAAGACCCACGAGGUACGAGAGCCUCAUCGCUGCUCGGUCUGCAGCCGAGCCUUUUCCAGGUCCUCUUACCUCCAGCUUCACAUGAGAACACACAGUGGGGAGCGGCCGUACCACUGUUUGGUUUGCAACCAGACAUACGCCAAAAUUUCAACCUUUGAAAAACAUUGCAAAAAGCACCAGCAGGAUGAAGAGAGACCUGAUGCUCGACCCAGGCCUGUGACCACUAGGGCAAAAGCAUUGGCUGAAAAGAAAAAGCAGAAGCAGAAACAACAGCACCGAGAUGACAGCCUGGAGCAACCUCACCAGGCUGAUGCAAAACAGCAGCAGCAGCAGGCGGAAAGGCUGUAAAAGUCACUACAACAAGAACUGUUCCUGGCCCUCUGCAGCAUGGCUCAUGGGAGGUAGAGCGUCAGGGGUUCCUGACCAAAGCGCCUGCUUUUAUCCAGAUUGAGAGAGGCAUGCUUCUCUGCAUGCAGAAAUAAGUUGAGUUGUAGUCUCUUAAAUGAAGGCAGAGUUUUUGUUUGAAGAGAAGAGAGGUGGUAUGCCUACAGAAAACAAUUCUGUAGCGACAGUGAGUUUAGGAAACAAGCAGGAACUUAAGCUGCAAAACGCAAUUUUUAAAAGCACUGUACAUAGCAAGACGAUAGCAUCUUUGAGCCUUUUCUGUUUUUCUCACUGUUAAUUACAACAAGGUGUUGUACUUGGCAUCCAGAUAAUGCUGUGCAUGCAGUGCGUUUAAAGCAUUGCAGGUUUUAUUGACAAAGCAACUUAAUUCAUCUUUCUCAAAACUAAUGAAGACAGGUGUCAAAAAUCCGUAAUUCAUCUUAAAUUGACAUUUGAAAUCCCAGCUUGUCGUAAAGGUACAAGAAUUUUUUUUUAUUUUUUUUUUUAACCUGAUCUUUUGGGAAAGUAAAAUAUAGUAACAAGGGAAUUCUAAGCCCCGUGUCCUGAAUUAGCAAAUCGCUAUAGCUGGUUUGCUGGCCAGUCGCCAUGCUGAGGGAAUGAGGCAAAACGCCACAAAAGGGUUGCUGUCAGAUUGGAAUGUUUCAAAUAUAUUCUGGGGGGCAAGAUUGGACUCCAGUGAGUAUUAAAUAAUUUUGUAAACGUUAAUAAAACUGCCUUUGUUGCAGCAGUGUUCUUUGUGAACCAGCACUUUGUAGUGACUUUUUAUGUCAGCUUUAUGUCAUUCUAUUAACAGCACUAUGAGGCUACUUUAUGCCUUCGUUUAUCACUUAUUGUUACCCAGGAAUUUAUUAUAGCAGAAAAAAGGAAGCAGUGAGUUCAUUUGAAGUAUACAUUCCUAAUUUUCUGUACCAAGUCCCUGAUCUUUUUAAUGCUAUUUUCCUGCCAUUGUGUGAAAACAUGUAUUAUGCACUUUAAGGAUCUUUUUGGAUAGGCUUCUGGUUUUGUUUCUAUAGUAUAUUCAUAACUCUAUUUUAAGGCCAAAAAAGGAAUUUUCCGGAAGUUUGCACAUUUAAAGUAUUGCAGUGUAUCAGGACAGAAAUCAUGUUACGUGAUAGAGCUGGAUUACAUCAAAGAACUAAUUUACAGCUAACAAAACUACAUUGAAUAAUUGUCUUUUUGCACUUCAAGAUUUACUUGAUGUUGGGUAUACUGAGAUAUAAAUCUUAUUGUUGAACUGAUGUUUAUAUUCAGCUGGUUAAUAUACUUUAAAUAUUUAUGUGGUCAGGUAUUUCAAAUGAGAUAUGUCAUGACAAAUUCUAAUGUAGAUUUUUGCUACAGUCUUUAGAUUUUGUUUUGUGACCAGUUGUGUUGUUUAGGAGGAACUAGACACACUGGGUUUUAUUUCCAGUUCGGUUAUGUCAGUGCCGUAUAAGCAGAGUUCAGUCUUUUUUUUGUAUUCCAAUUCAUGUUAUUAAAAUAAUAUACACCAC